Messenger RNA from Echinostoma caproni, 444 nucleotides. NCBI's taxonomy places the organism in Eukaryota, Metazoa, Platyhelminthes, Trematoda, Plagiorchiida, Echinostomatidae. The record is from the annotation of a GenBank genome assembly.
AUGUUUCCGUUACGCAGAGCAAUUUUGCAUCAUUCGAUUGCCAAUCGCAUUGCACUCGCAUCCCAUGUGGGUCUAGACGGAUCGAGCACGCUCCGGAACAAUUUACGCGCACUGCAUCAAUGCUCCGUUCUGUACAAAUUGGCCCAGAGUCGGGCCGAGCUGAAAGACGUGAAGAAAGUGGUAGUGAAACUGGGCAGCGCAGUUGUGACGAAACCGGAUAGAAGUGGUCUGGCUCUGGGCAGACUGGCAAUGAUUGUGGAACAAAUGGCGGAUUUGUGCAAUGAGGACGAUGAUGAUGUUGAUUCGGAUGAUGAUGAAGAUGAUGAUCAUUGGGAUGAUAAUUCGGAUGACGAUGAUGAUGAUUCGGAUGAUGAUGAUGCUGAUUCGGAUGAUGAUUCGGAUGGUAUUCAUGAUGAUAAUGAUGAGGAUGAUGAGGAUGAUUAA